AUGGACUGCCUCUUUUCUCAGACUGUUCCAACGGCUGCGCUGGCCGAGGAGCUCAGUAUUGAGACAAAAUUGGCCAAUCAGUGUGAUGAAUCGCCUAUCUAUGGUGCACAAGUUGCAUCACCAGGAAUUUUAAAGCAGGCAGCUGCCGACUUGGGCAUUUGCGGAUCCAAGCAGCAACUGAAACUUGCAGAUAAAAUCAGCUUCAAGAUCAACCCGGGCAGGUUAUGCCUUAUUUUGGGAAACCCCAGCCACAUAAACUCCGGCUUUUUGAAAGGAAUUGCCGGUGUCGGUGAGAAGAAUUUGCACAAAAAGACCGGCAAAAACUGCAUCCGGUACACAAACUACGUGAAAAAGUCGCAGUUGGUGUACUGUGGGUACGAGGACGUCCACUUCCCAUGUUUGACCGUUAAGCAGACGCUCGACUUCUCGCUCAGGUGGAGAUUUCCAAGGCUUAAGGCCUCGCAAAGACUCGAAAUCAUCAUGAAGCUUCUUGAGUCGUUUGGAAUGCAGCACACUCUCAACACUCGUGUUGGAGAUGACUUCUACUCGGGUAUCUCCGGAGGUGAGAGGCGUCGUCUCUCGCUAUUGGAGGCACUUGUUGCCGGAGGAGCGAUCACGUGUCUUGAUAAUGCUACCAGAGGUCUAGAUUCUGCCACUGCAGGCCGAGUUUUGGACGUGAUGCGUUCUCUUUCGCACAAGUACGACAUCUCGUUUGUCAUGACGCUUUACCAAGGUUCCGAGGAGGUGUACGAGCGGUUUGAUGACGUUUUGGUGUUGUUCCAGGGCAAACAGGUCUACUUUGGACCUGCGGACGGUGUGGAAAGCUACUUCAACAAGUUGGGAUACCACAAAACAACAUCGAGGCAGACCACGAUGGAGAUGGUGGACCUUAUUUUGGACACUGAGCUCUCUCUUGAGCAAAAACAGCAGACUGUCAUCGACAAGAACUUCGAUUUGAACCGUGUUCCCCGUACUCCGGCCGAAUUUGCAUCGGCCUGGGAGUCCAGCACUGAAUAUCAGAAUCUUAUGACUGCGAUCAGCUCGCCGGACGGCAAUGCCUCGGGAAGUACAACUUUCGACAGUUACAAGUCGCAACUUGAGCCGAGAGCAUCUUCAGAGGAGUCUGUUGGAUUGGCUGGGUUGGAUCUCUCGCCUGCAAAGGGGCCUUUGCGCGUUUACAGCAACUUCUGCACGUGUUUCCGCCGGAAUUUCACCAACAACGUCCGGAACUGGUUGUUCUACACGGCCCAGAUGAUCACGAUGAUCUUUUUGGCCAUCUGUAUCGGUACGUUGUUCUUCAGGCUCGAUAUGGAUACCAUGGGCUCUUUCUCAAGAGGCUCUGUUAUCUUUUUCGCACUUCUUCUUUUCACGUUUAUCGCUGUGUCCGAGGUCCAGAUCAACUUUGGAAACUCCUUGGUCAUCAGCCGCCAGGCAUGUAACUAUCGCUUUUACCAGCCUUGGAUUGACUCCUUCUCGGAUAUCUUGGCCGAAAUCCCCUUCAAGUUGUUGGAGGAGUUGAUCUUUUUGAUUGUCUUCUACUUCUUGGUCGGCCUCAACGGCGAUGCAUCCGGCUUCUUCUCCUUCUACCUCUUUUUAUCCAUCACUGUGCUUGUCGUCGACGAGUUUUACCACAUGAUCGCCCGUCUUUCGUCAACUAUCGCAGUUGCCACCUCUCUCUCUGGUUUGGCACUUCUCUGGUUGGCCAUGUAUGCCACGUAUGUGGUCCAGCAGCAGCAGAUCAAGGUCUGGUUCAAGUACUGGCUCAUGUACACGGAUCCUCUCAUGUAUGCCUUUGAGUCACUCAUUACAACUCAGCUUCACGGAAAGAUCAUGCACUGCAACAACGUCAUUCCCUCCGGAAACAAGUUCUACGACUCCUUCCCAUUCAUGAAGCGUAUCUGUGCCUGGCAGGGUGCUUCUUUGGGUAACGAUUUUGUUCGUGGUGACGAAUAUGUCAGUGAGGCUUUUGGUUACAAGUACAGCCAUGUUUGGAGAAAUCUCGGCAUUCUUUUCGGCUUCCUGGUCGGCUUUUCGCUGAUCGAGUUGGUGGGAAUCCAGAUGACCAUCGGCACCAAGAAAUCCAAGGCCAUGAAGUUGGUCAAGUUCCCAGAGGGAAAGAAGACAGAGGGUGUUGUUCCGGCGGAAAACGACCCAGCUGCCGGCCGUGCCGACGGCCCAGCCAACCGCGCCUUGCCCGACGCAAUCAAGGAGAUGCGGUCCGAAAACUCAGCCGAUGGAAACGAGUACUUCGCGUGGAAAGACCUCACGUACACUUUGCCAAGUGGAAAGUGUCUUCUUCACGAAAUCAACGGUUCUGUCAAGCGUGGUCAGCUAGUUGCACUUAUGGGAUCAUCUGGUGCCGGUAAGACGACACUUUUGAAUGCUUUGUCUGGAAGAUAUGCCCAGGGUUCGACCACUUCAACGAGUAUUUCACCUUUGCCAGCCCGAAUUGGUUAUGUCGAGCAGCAGGAGAUGUUUGUUGAGGAAUUGACCGUGUUCGAGGCCUUGAAAGUGUAUGCAGACUUGCAUGGAAAGACUAGUAAGGCACCUUCGCAAACUGUCGAAGAGAUAAACAGCUUGAUCUUGCUUCUCAGCUUGACCAAGUACCGCAACUUCCAGCUCAAGUCGCUUCCUUUAGAGCAGCGUAAAAAGGUCAGUUUGGGAAUCGAACUUGUCAACAGACCCUCUCUUCUUUUUGUCGAUGAGAUCACCUCUGGUUUGGACGAUUUGUCUGCCUACAACAUUAUUUGCUGCCUUCGUGACUUGGCCCGCAAUGUCAAUAUUGCCAUUCUCUGUACUGUGCACCAGCCUUCGCCUUCCUUAAUCACCUUGUUUGACAACUUGUUGCUUCUGAAAAGCGGCGGUUACCAAGCCUACUACGGUCCAAUUUCGAGCACCUUGAAUUUCUUCAGCCACCACAACCUUCGUCCUUGCAGAAAGACCGAAAACGUCGUCGAUUACAUGAUUCAGAUCACCGCCGACGAGUCGGUCGACUGGUCCGACUACUGGAAGACCUCGCAGGAGUCACAGACUUUGCAGAAUCACUUGGGUGACGUUUUCCAGAACUUCAAGCAGGAAAAAAUGCAAAGCUUGCAGUCUCCUCGCUCCCAGGAUUCAGAAUCUCCUAAAUUGUCGUACAGGCAGCAGUUCAAUGUGAUCUUCAGAAGAAGUUACAUUGAAAUGCGCAGAAACGAAAACUACAUAUGUGCAAAGCUCGGACUUUACGUGUUCUCUGGUCUCUUCAUCGGAUUCUCGUUUUUCCAGAUCGACCACAGUAUCAAAUCGCUUCAAUCCUCCAUGUUCGCCAUCUUCUUGGUUCUUUGUGUUUGCUCACCUUUGAUCCACCAGGUUCAGAACCGUUGCAACUCCUCCAAGCUUCUCUACGAGAUGCGUGAGUUCAGACUCUAUCAUUGGUCUGUUCUCCCACUCUGCCAGGUUGUUUUAGAAGUCGCAAUAGCCAUUAUUGGUGCCACGCUCUCCUAUCUUUGCUUCUUCUUCACCUGGUCCGUCAACAAUAACUCAACCAGGGCCGGAUACUUCUACUUGGACUAUGCCAUCAUGUUCCAACUUUAUUAUGUCACAUAUGCCAUCGGUGUGCUUUAUUUCUCGCCAAACGAGUUGAUUGCAGAUGUCUACGCCUCGCUUUUCUUCGCUUUGAUGGUGGUCUUCUGUGGUGCCAUGCAGCCUUUCUCUAUGAUUCCUGCAUUCUGGAAAUACACCGUCUACUAUGAAUCUCCAUUCACAUAUUUCUUGGAGAACAUGAUGACCGAACUUUUCGACGACAGGCCUGUUAUCUGCGAUUCCGACGAGUUUGCACUCUUGAUGCCUCAGGAUGGAAUGACUUGCGGUGCCUACAUGAAGGACUACAUCAAGAUGAAGGGAGGAUACCUCAAAUCUUCUGCCACUACCAUUUACUGCACUUAUUGCACGUAUGCUUCCGGACAGGAGUUCACAAACAACCUCCACAUGUACUUCAAGAACCACUGGAGGAACUUCGGUAUCAUGUGGGCCUUUGUCGUUGGUAAUGUCAUUCUUAUGCUCGCUGCAUACAAAUGCAUGCUUCUAUUCCGCAGUAGACAUAAGCCUAAGAAGGAUGUCACUAGUGAGACUGUUUCUGAGUCUGUUUGA
Molecule: messenger RNA, 4128 nt
Organism: Brettanomyces bruxellensis
Lineage: Eukaryota; Fungi; Ascomycota; Pichiomycetes; Pichiales; Pichiaceae
Exons: 1
Coding region: 1-4128 (1375 amino acids)
Biological process (GO): transmembrane transport
Cellular component (GO): membrane
Molecular function (GO): ATP binding; ABC-type transporter activity; ATP hydrolysis activity
Source: RefSeq, a predicted model, not a curated record